GAUUCCGCGCACCCCAUUGCGCUCCCUCCAACCGCCCAAGGGCGCCUCCAUUCCCACCUCCCCAGCCUCCAGCGCUCAACUGAAUCCGCAGGACCUCGCCGCUGGCUCUUGGAGAUGACGACCCCCGUUGGGCACCACGCCUCACGCCCCGAGGCCGCUGUUGCUCUGACGCUCCUGCUCGGCUGGGUCCUUGCCCAGGUGGCCGGCGCCGCAGGCGCUGCAGAUAUAGUGGUAGCAUAUAAUUUAACUUGGAAAUCAACUAAUUUCAAGACAAUUUUGGAGUGGGAACCGAAACCUAUCAAUCAUAUCUACAGUGUUCAGAUAAGCCCUAGGUUAGGAGAUUGGAAAAACAAAUGCUUCCAUACGACAGCCACCGAGUGUGACGUCACCGAUGAGAUUGUGAAGAAUGUGAAUCAGACGUACACGGCACGAGUUCUUUCCUACCCGGCAGGGUAUGGACAUACCUCCAGUUCUGACGUGGAACCUCCUUUUACAAACUCCCCAGAGUUGACCCCUUACUUAGACACAAAUCUUGGACAGCCAACAAUUCAGAGUUUUGAACAAGUUGGGACAAAGCUGAAUGUGACAGUACAAGAUGCACGUACCUUAGUAAGAAUGAACGGUGCAUUCCUGAGCCUCCGGGAUGUUUUUGGCGAGGACUUAACUUAUACUCUUUAUUAUUGGAAAGCUUCAAGUACAGGAAAGAAAACAGCCAAGACAAACACGAAUGAGUUUUUGAUUGAUGUGGAUGAAGGAGAAAACUACUGUUUCACUGUUCAGGCUGUGAUUUCAUCCCGAAGAACAAACCAGAAGAGUCCAGAAAGCCCCGCCGAGUGCUCCAGCCAAGGAAGGGGCAUUUUCAGAGAAUUGUUCUUCAUCAUUGGAACGGUGGUAUCGAUGGUCAUCCUCUUGAUCAUUGUCGUAUUGGUGUCGUGUCUGUACAAGUGCAGGAAGGCGCGAGUGCGUCGAACUGGGAAGGAGAGCACCCCCCUUAACGUCCCAUAAAGGAAGCACUGUUGGAGCUGCCAGCUACUGCAGAUUUUGCGUUGCACUGUGACCAAGAACUUCUUAAGAGAACAGACUAUACAGAAACACAGAUCAGUACUCCAGAGCAUGGGGACUCUUUGGAUUCAAAGAAAGCUCUUUAUCUGACCUGUUAUCACAAUCAGCAUUCUGGUUUUUGACAUUGGCAUUAGUCACUUUGGAAUGUAAUGAAUGGUACUGCCAAUUCCAAGUUUUUUUGUUUUAGUUUUGUAACACUAUAGCACCUUUUGCACAUCUCAUGCUGUAGACUGUAUAUUCUGUACGCAAGGUGAAACCAGGUCUUCCAAGCGGAAAAAAAAAAAAGAACAAAUGC
Molecule: messenger RNA, 1357 nt
Organism: Trichechus manatus latirostris (Florida manatee)
Lineage: Eukaryota; Metazoa; Chordata; Mammalia; Sirenia; Trichechidae
Gene: F3
Product: coagulation factor III, tissue factor
Exons: 6
Coding region: 115-1005 (296 amino acids)
Biological process (GO): cytokine-mediated signaling pathway; blood coagulation
Cellular component (GO): plasma membrane
Molecular function (GO): protein binding; cytokine receptor activity
Source: RefSeq, a predicted model, not a curated record